Messenger RNA from Ogataea haglerorum, 834 nucleotides. RefSeq lists its product as uncharacterized. Gene Ontology annotation, cellular component: membrane. NCBI's taxonomy places the organism in Eukaryota, Fungi, Ascomycota, Pichiomycetes, Pichiales, Pichiaceae. Gene Ontology annotation, molecular function: metal ion transmembrane transporter activity. The record is from RefSeq and is a predicted model, not a curated record. Bases 1 to 834 code for a protein of 277 amino acids. The transcript has 2 exons. Gene Ontology annotation, biological process: zinc ion transport; transmembrane transport.
AUGGGGGUUAGCAGUCUGCACCUCGUUUCCCUGUUUAGCGUAGGCCUGUUAAUCUCGACGGCAUUCGUUCUAAUCAUUCCCGAAGGACUAGAACAUUACACUGUUCAUGAACCGAUAGGUCUAUGGCUCUUGGCUGGUUUUAUCGUGUUAUUCAGCAUUAAUUCUAUUACUUCCAUAGUCGGCUCCAACACGAGCGUUCCAUCCCAAUUCGAACAAUCCUUCCAGCUAUCGCACUUGAGUGAUGAUUUCACACGACCAUUGUCGCCUCCAGAAUCCGCACAGGCCCAGCCACAACUGGAACCGCCAUUAGUUUUUGCAAAAUCAGAGAAGAAUAUGCUGCUAGCACCUUUUAAGAAUCCAAGAACUUUAGGACUUAUCAUUCAUGCUCUCACAGACGGUAUUGCCUUGGCAUCUUCCAUAAUGUCCGACUCGGACGGAUCUGUGGACUUUACUUCUGUGUUCGUGGUUUUUGCCAUCUUUGUGCAUAAGCUGCCUACUUGCUUCGCAUUAUCCUCUCUCCUGCUCGCAACCGGAACAUCCAACAAAGAAAUCCUCUACCAUGUUGGAGUUUUUUCAUUAUCGUCACCGAUCGGUGCAGUUUUGACUUACUUCAUGGUGGCGUUCGUCAUCAAUGGUAAUUUCAAUGAGGCCGCUGGCGAGCUUCUAGUCUUCAGUGGUGGAGCUUUUCUGUUUGUUGGUUUCCAUGCUCUUCAUGAGACCCUGAAUCAUAAACAGAGUUCAAAAGAUAGAACUUCUCAAACAAAAGGGCUGGGUUUGUGCUUAUUGGGAAUGAUCAUACCUGCAUUUAUUGCACUCGUCAAAGACGAGGCAUAA